This is a messenger RNA of Balaenoptera acutorostrata (minke whale), 1548 nucleotides long. RefSeq names its product POU class 3 homeobox 3 (gene POU3F3). Bases 25 to 1530 code for a protein of 501 amino acids. The transcript has a single exon. Gene Ontology annotation, cellular component: nucleus. Gene Ontology annotation, molecular function: RNA polymerase II cis-regulatory region sequence-specific DNA binding; DNA-binding transcription factor activity, RNA polymerase II-specific. The record is from RefSeq and is a predicted model, not a curated record. Gene Ontology annotation, biological process: brain development; regulation of transcription by RNA polymerase II. NCBI's taxonomy places the organism in Eukaryota, Metazoa, Chordata, Mammalia, Artiodactyla, Balaenopteridae.
GUAGGGUGGCGGGAGCGGAGCGGGAUGGCCACGGCGGCCUCUAACCCCUACCUGCCGGGGAACAGCCUGCUCGCGGCCGGCUCCAUCGUCCACUCGGACGCGGCGGGGGCCGGCGGCGGCGGGGGCGGCGGCGGCGGCGGCGGCGGCGGGGCGGGCGGCGGCGGCGGCGGCAUGCCGCCCGGCAGCGCCGCCGUGACCUCGGGUGCCUACCGGGGGGACCCGGCCUCCGUCAAGAUGGUGCAGAGCGACUUCAUGCAGGGGGCCAUGGCCGCCAGCAACGGCGGCCAUAUGCUGAGCCACGCGCACCAGUGGGUGACGGCCCUGCCCCACGCCGCCGCCGCCGCCGCGGCCGCCGCCGCCGCCGCCGUGGAGGCGAGCUCGCCGUGGUCCGGCAGCGCCGUGGGAAUGGCCGGCAGCCCCCAGCAGCCGCCGCCGCCGCCGCCGCCGCCGCCGCCCCAGGGCCCCGACGUGAAGGGCGGCGCGGGGCGCGACGAUCUGCACGCGGGCACCGCUCUGCACCACCGCGGGCCGCCGCACCUCGGGCCGCCGCCGCCGCCGCCGCCGCACCAGGGCCACCCCGGGGGCUGGGGGGCCGCCGCCGCCGCCGCCGCCGCUGCCGCCGCCGCCGCCGCCGCCGCGCACCUCCCGUCCAUGGCUGGGGGCCAGCAGCCGCCGCCGCAGAGCCUGCUCUACUCGCAGCCCGGGGGCUUCACGGUGAACGGCAUGCUGAGCGCGCCCCCGGGGCCGGGCGGCGGCGGUGGCGGCGGCGCGGGCGGCGGCGCCCAGAGCCUGGUGCACCCGGGGCUGGUGCGCGGAGACACUCCCGACCUGGCCGAGCACCACCAUCACCACCACCACCACGCGCACGCGCACCCGCCGCACCCGCACCACGCGCAGGGACCCCCGCACCACGGCGGCGGCGGCGGCGCGGGGCCCGGACUCAACAGCCACGACCCGCACUCGGACGAGGACACGCCGACGUCCGACGACCUAGAACAGUUCGCCAAGCAGUUCAAGCAGCGGCGCAUCAAGCUGGGCUUCACGCAGGCCGACGUGGGGCUGGCGCUGGGCACCCUGUACGGCAACGUGUUCUCGCAGACCACCAUCUGCCGCUUCGAGGCCCUGCAGCUGAGCUUCAAGAACAUGUGCAAGCUCAAGCCGCUGCUGAACAAGUGGCUGGAGGAGGCGGACUCGAGCACCGGCAGCCCCACGAGCAUCGACAAGAUCGCGGCGCAGGGCCGCAAGCGCAAGAAGCGGACCUCCAUCGAGGUGAGCGUCAAGGGCGCGCUCGAGAGCCACUUUCUCAAGUGCCCCAAGCCCUCUGCGCAGGAGAUCACCAACCUGGCCGACAGCCUGCAGCUCGAGAAGGAGGUGGUGCGGGUCUGGUUCUGCAACCGGCGCCAGAAGGAGAAGCGCAUGACGCCGCCCGGGAUCCAGCAGCAGACGCCUGACGACGUCUACUCGCAGGUGGGCACCGUGAGCGCCGACACGCCGCCGCCGCACCACGGGCUGCAGACAAGCGUGCAGUGAAGGCCCGGGCGCAGCGCG